Molecule: messenger RNA, 891 nt
Organism: Pichia kudriavzevii
Lineage: Eukaryota; Fungi; Ascomycota; Pichiomycetes; Pichiales; Pichiaceae
Exons: 1
Coding region: 1-891 (296 amino acids)
Biological process (GO): spermidine biosynthetic process
Cellular component (GO): cytosol
Molecular function (GO): spermidine synthase activity
Source: RefSeq, a predicted model, not a curated record
AUGAGUGAACUAACGCAUCCAUUGAUUGUUGAUGGAUGGUUCAGAGAGAUAAGUGAUGAAUAUUUCCCUGGACAAUCUUUUGCCUUGAAAGUUGAGGAAAUCUUGUAUGCUUCAAAGUCUGAAUUUCAAGAUAUUUUAGUUUUCAAGUCAACAAAUUUUGGUAAUGUACUUGUGCUUGACGGUAUAAUCCAAGUUACUGAGCGUGAUGAAUUUGCAUACCAAGAAAUGAUUUCACAUGUUCCACUGUUUGCGCAUCCUAAUCCAAAGAAAGUAUUAGUUAUUGGGGGUGGUGACGGGGGUGUUUUAAGGGAAGUUGUUAAACACGAAUGUGUUGAAAGUGCCACAUUAGUUGAAAUCGAUGACAUGGUCAUUCAAUUGUCUAAGAAAUUCCUACCAAAUAUGGCAAAAUCUUAUGAGAAUGAAAAAGUUAGAGUUGUACUACAAGAUGGAUUUAAAUACCUCAAAGAUUGUGAAAACCUAAGAGAUGACGAAAAAUAUGAUGUCAUUAUAACGGACUCCUCAGAUCCUGAUGGACCCGCUGAAGCUUUCUUUCAAAUAGAUUAUUUCAGAUUAUUAAACAAUGCAUUAACCAAAGAUGGUAUUGUCAUUUCAAUGGCAUCUGAAAACAUUUGGUUAAAUUUGAGUAAUCUGAAAAAAUUGAAGAAUGUAUGUGAAAAGGUUUUCCCUGUUGUUAAAUCAUGUUACUGUACUAUUCCGUCAUAUACAUCUGGACAGAUCUCUUUGAUGGUGUGUAGUAAAAACAAGGAGAUUGAUGUGAGUAAACCAAACAGGGUUUCAGAACGGGAAACUGAAUUAUUCAAAUACUACAACCAUAAGAUUCAUAGUGCAAGUUUUGUGUUGCCUACAUGGGCUGACAAAGAACUCAAUUAA